Molecule: messenger RNA, 1082 nt
Organism: Ctenocephalides felis (cat flea)
Lineage: Eukaryota; Metazoa; Arthropoda; Insecta; Siphonaptera; Pulicidae
Product: protein krueppel-like
Exons: 1
Coding region: 1-1002 (333 amino acids)
Cellular component (GO): nucleus
Source: RefSeq, a predicted model, not a curated record
AUGUCUCUGCUGACUCCUGGUCAACUCUUAGCUGCAAACCAUACGGCUGCAGCCCUAAUGGCAGCAGGUCUGCCGGUGAGCAGCUUAUUUGCUCAUCACACAUUAUUCGGAGGGUGGCCUACUGCCCAUAAUACUUCGCCACCACCACAGCCACAGACACCAAUCAAAUCAGGAAAGAAGAAUAUGCUGAAUCUCAAUAAUAAUAAUAACAACAAUGAUAACAAUAACGAGUAUGUGAGGCUAGAUAAGAAGACUUUAAAACGCAAGGCGCAACCAAGAACAGUUUUGGCAGAAACACCUCCUUUAUCUCCACCUACCUCUGGAUCAUCACCUGAUACAGCGCCAACUUUGACAAAGGAUCCGUCUCGUGAUAAAACUUUCACAUGUAAGGUUUGCUCACGAUCUUUCGGCUAUAAACACGUGCUUCAAAAUCAUGAACGAACACAUACAGGCGAGAAACCGUUUUCUUGCACAGAAUGCGGGAAGAGAUUCACCAGAGACCAUCAUUUGAAAACGCAUAUGCGUCUUCAUACGGGUGAGAAGCCAUACCAUUGUUCAUACUGCGAAAGACAAUUCGUUCAAGUAGCUAAUUUACGGAGACACAUCUUAGUGCAUACCAAAGAACGCCCUUAUGGCUGUGAAUUAUGCCAAGCGAAGUUUGCGGAUUCCAACCAACUGAAAGCGCAUGCUUUGACCCAUGCGGCUGAAGUUGCUGAUAGACCGUUAAAAGGCGCAAGAAAAUCUGUUGAUGUCAGAAGAGUUGUUCGACCACCACCAAUCACGAAACCUUUGGCUCCUUUACUAGUAACGGCAUGUUCGGAACCAGAACAAACAGAACCAGAAGAUUUAUCAGUGGGUGCAAGGAACCACUCCCUGAGCAGCGCUCCUGACUCCAGCCUAUCUCCUGUCAGUAUGAGCGACCCCGAAGACCUGGACGACGCCGCCGCUUUGUAUCUCCAGCAGCGCCAAGCUAAGCUCAGGCGACACAUGGAACACCGCUGAGUUGUAAGGUUAAUUAUUUAAGAACAAAGAAUAAAUGUAUAUGAAUGUAUAGAUAUAAUUAUAUGUAUAGAUAUGAAAAA